GAGAAACACACGCAAUCCAUUUCCCUGCACCUGCGAGUUCGUGAUUCUAUCCCAACAAGGUAACAACUCCAAUUCUUCCCCCAUUGACAAACCGAAUCUUCAUGCUUCUUCAACACUCAUCACUGUUUUUCUUCAUCAAAUUCAGAUUCUUCACAUCACCUUACAUGUUCUAACCCAGAGUUACCCAGUUCUGGGUCUAUGUUGUUAUCCUUAGAAUUUCACUUCGCUCUCUGACAUAGCGGAAAAUCUCACGAUUUUAAGCUACCCCAUUUGCCAAAGUUGAGAUUUUUUCGCUGCAUUUCAAGUAAAUGCGGUAUAGUUAAGAACUGAAUAUUGGCUGUCUUGUUUUCCAACUCGAUAAGAUAAAGUGGCGAGAAAAGAGAUGGCUGUAGCUGAGAAAACUAGAAAUAUGCUUGAAGGUCUGGUAAAAGAAGGAUCAUUUAAAUGGUUGCUCGGCAAAAAGAGCUACUUUGGUGAAGAGUUUGAGGAGAUGGAAAAAUCACCCUCGGCUGGGAGGAAUUUGAUACAAGAGCUAUCUCCAAUUGCAAACUUAGUUGUUCGUAGAUGUUCAAAAAUCCUUAAGAUCUCUUCAAGUGAGCUUCAAGAAAGCUUCAAUCAAGAGGCUUCUGAUUCUAUAAAGCAUCCGUCACGAUAUGCGAGGAACUUAUUGGAAUAUUGCUGUUUCAAAGCACUUUCCUUGACUACACAAAUGUCUGGUCAUCUCUUUGAUAAAACAUUCCGGCGCUUGACAUAUGACAUGAUGAUUGCUUGGGAAGCCCCAGCUACUGCCAGCCAACCUUUAAUUAAUGUCGAUGAGGAUGUAUCUGUUGGUUUAGAAGCUUUCUGUCGAAUAGCUCCUGCAAUUCCUAUCAUUGCCAAUGUCAUUAUUAGUGAAAAUCUUUUUGAAGUGCUGAGUUCGACAACUGGUGGUCGCCUUCAGUUCCCCAUGUACGACAAGUACCUCUCUGGCCUAGAAAGAGCAAUAAAAAAAAUGAAGAGCAAUUCAGAGUCCUCUCUCCUUUCUGCUAUAAGAUCCUCUAGAGGUGAGAAGGUUCUUGAGGUUGAUGGAACAGUCACAACACAGCCAGUCCUUGAGCAUGUAGGAAUAUCCACCUGGCCUGGAAGGUUAGUCCUGACAGAUCAUGCACUUUAUUUUGAAGCGCAUCGUGUUGUAUCUUAUGAAAAACCAAAAAAAUAUGACUUAUCAGACGAUCUAAAUCAAGUUGUUAAACCUGAAUUGACUGGACCAUGGGGUACUCGACUUUUUGACAAGGCAGUCUUCUAUAGCUCUGUAUCACUAUCAGAGCCAGUUGUACUAGAAUUUCCAGAGCUUAAAGGUCAUGCUCGUCGUGAUUAUUGGCUAGCUAUCAUCCGAGAGAUUCUUUUUGUUCACAAAUUCAUAAGCAAAUACAGAAUCCAAGGGGUUGCACGGGAUGAAGCACUCUGGAAGGCUGUUUUAGGAAUUUUGCGUUUGCAAGCCCUCCAAGAUAUUAGUUCUGCAAUCCCUAUACAGAAUGACUCUCUGCUCAUGUUUAGUUUAUGCGAUCAGCUUCCAGGUGGAGACUUGAUAUUAGAAACCCUUGCAGAUAUGCCAAAUUUAAGGGAGUCAGGUCACAACAAUGAUUUCAGGGCUGUAAGUGGAAUGCAUUCUAUCUCAGUCUCGGACAUGGUUUCUAACCUGGGAUUUGGAUUUGGAACAAGUUCAAGCAACUCAAAUGUGAGCAGCAUUACUGUGGGUGAAAUAUCUGUUGGAGAAAUGACUUCGUUGGAAAUAGCUGUUAAAGAAUCUAAGAGCAAUUAUAAAAAGGUCAUAUCUGCACAAGCAACAGUUGAUGGUGUUAAAGUUGAUGGUCUUGACACUAAUUUGGCUGUUAUGAAGGAGUUACUUUCUCCUCUAGAUGAACUAAGGAAGUCUCUUCAGUCCUUGGCAUAUUGGGAUGAUCCGUGGAAGUCUUCUGGGUUCUGUCUGUUCUUCAGUUACAUCAUCUGCAGGGGUUGGCUUGGCUAUGCAAUGGCAGCAGGGCUUGUGUUACCCGCAGUUUUUAUGAUAAUUACCCGAUGUUUUAGCCAAGGUAGGCCUGUUAUUGAAGUUAAGGUAAUAGCCCCACCGCCAAUGAACACAAUGGAACAGCUUUUGGCUGUUCAGAAUGCUGUCUCUCAAGCUGAACAACUCAUACAGGAUGGUAACAUAAUUCUGCUCAAGCUCCGCGGCUUGUUGUUGUCCAUUUUUCCUCAGGCGACAGAGAUGUUAGCCUUUGCUCUUCUAUCAGCAGCCUUGGUUUUGGCUCUCUUGCCUUGUAAAUACCUAGUUCUGCUAGUGUUCUUGGCGGUAUUUACAAUGUAUUCACCUCCAAGGAAAGCUAGCACAGAGAGAUGGAAUAGGAGACUGAGGGAAUGGUGGUUUAGCAUACCAGCAGCUCCUGUUACACUUGAAAGAGAUAAAGAGGAAAAGAAGAAAAAGUGAUGGUAUAAUCUUUUGUGAGGUGUGUACAUGUUCAUGUUGAAUACUUCUUUGUUGUCUGUUGUCUUAUGUAUACAGAUGUUUAAAGUGUAAAACUGAACAGUGUAAGAAAAAUAAUUAGCAAAUGAAAUGAAUCUCUUUCCCUUA
Messenger RNA from Lotus japonicus, 2608 nucleotides. RefSeq lists its product as uncharacterized. Lineage: Eukaryota; Viridiplantae; Streptophyta; Magnoliopsida; Fabales; Fabaceae. The transcript is spliced from 10 exons. The record is from RefSeq and is a predicted model, not a curated record. The coding region runs from base 383 to 2464 and encodes 693 amino acids.